Esox lucius (northern pike) is the source of this 5430-nucleotide messenger RNA. Its product is annotated as protein jagged-1b-like. Gene Ontology annotation, molecular function: Notch binding; calcium ion binding. Lineage: Eukaryota; Metazoa; Chordata; Actinopteri; Esociformes; Esocidae. The record is from RefSeq and is a predicted model, not a curated record. Gene Ontology annotation, cellular component: protein-containing complex; plasma membrane. Gene Ontology annotation, biological process: establishment or maintenance of epithelial cell apical/basal polarity; Notch signaling pathway; cell communication. The transcript has 26 exons. The coding region runs from base 262 to 3999 and encodes 1245 amino acids.
CAGUCAGUCACAGACUGUGCUUUCUUAGCUCGUGGGUAUUGUUGUAUCAGAGGCGAUCAGAAAGAUAUAAGGAAAACGAACAAUAACAAUAGUCGAAAGGACAAAAGAGUGAGAGAAAGGGGGCAGACCAUUUUACAUUGGAAAUCUGCUCUUUUGAGGUGUUGUUCUCCACUCGUGCAUGUUCAAUUCGGAGGAGUAUAUAGAGCCGUAGGUCGGCCGGACUUCUAGUUUCACAUCAAACCGCACUAUCAAACAGAAGGCAUGAUUCUGAGACGGAGUUCAAUCUGUGCUGCUUUUUCUAUACAUGUCUUCUUGCAAUGUUUGUGGAUUAAGGUGUCCGUGGCAUCAGGACACUUCGAAUUGCAAAUCGUGUCGAUGCAGAACGUGAAUGGCGAACUGCAGACUGGCGUUUGCUGCGAUGGAUCUCGGAAUGCUGUGGACCGCAAAUGCACUACGGACGAGUGCGAUACCUAUUUUAAAGUGUGUCUAAAGGAGUACCAGUUGAAGGUCUCUCCAGCGGGUCCUUGCAGUUACGGGACGGCUUCUACACCCGUGAUCGGAGGGAAUACUUUUUCUUUGCGAAGCAUGAGGAGUGACAAGUCCAGGAUUGUUUUACCGUUCAGCUUCGCUUGGCCGAGGUCCUAUACGUUGAUUGUGGAGGCAUUGGACUUCAACAACGACUCUACCACAGGCAGUGUUGGAGGGGAGGUGAUCGAGAAAUACAUUCAGUCAGGCAUGAUCAACCCCGGCCGCCAGUGGCAGAGUCUGAAACACAACGGCCUGGUGGGUCAGUUUGAGUACCAGAUCCGUGUUAGCUGUGACGAACACUACUACGGCUUUGGCUGCAACAAGUUCUGCCGUCCGCGCGACGACUUUUUCGGCCACUACAACUGUGACCACAACGGCAAUAAGACUUGUCUGGAUGGAUGGUCCGGACCAGAAUGUAGCACUGCUCUUUGCAGGCAAGGCUGCAGUGCCGAACACGGUUCCUGUAAAUCGCCUGGAGAUUGCAAAUGUCUGUACGGCUGGCAGGGCGAUUACUGCGAUAAAUGCAUCCCUCACCCUGGUUGUGUCCACGGCAGCUGCGUGGAGCCCUGGCAGUGCCUCUGUGACACCAACUUCGGUGGCCAGCUGUGUGACAAAGACCUGAACACAUGCGGUACCCAUCAGCCGUGCACAAACGGUGGCACUUGCAGCAACACCGGACCUGACAAGUACCAUUGUGCCUGCCCCGACGGCUUCUCUGGCGUGAACUGUGAGAGAGCGGAUCAUGCCUGUUUGUCGGAUCCCUGUUUUAAUGGAGGAAGCUGUGUGGAGACCAGUCAAGGAUUUGAGUGCCAGUGUGCCCCUGGCUGGACCGGACUCUCUUGCAGCACCGAUGUGGACGAGUGUUCUCCCAACCCCUGCGGCCAUGGGGCCACCUGCCAGGACCUGGUCAAUGGCUUCAAAUGCACCUGCCCCUCCCAGUGGACCGGCAAGACCUGCCUCAUUGACGCCAACGAGUGCGACGGCAAUCCCUGUGUGAAUGCUAACUCCUGCCGCAACCUGAUUGGAGGGUACUUCUGCGACUGCCUGCCUGGUUGGAUGGGCCAGAACUGUGACACAAAUGUUAACGACUGCCAAGGCCUGUGCGAAAACGGAGGAACCUGUAAGGACAUGGUGAACGGGUACCGCUGUCUGUGUCCGCCAGGCUUCAGCGGUGAGCACUGCGAGAAGGACGUGGACGAGUGCGCCAGCGGACCUUGCCUAAGCGGUGGCCGCUGCCAGGACGAUGUCGACGGCUUCCAGUGUCUGUGCAUGCCCGGCUUCUCGGGCCACCUCUGUCAGUUGGAUAUAGACUACUGCAUGGAGAGCCCGUGUCAAAACGGGGCCCAGUGUUUCAACCUGGCUACUGACUACUUCUGCAAAUGUCCCGAAGACUACGAGGGCAAGAACUGCUCCCAUUUGAAGGACCACUGUCGCACCACACCCUGCAAAGUGAUUGACAGCUGCACGGUUGCGGUGGCGUCCAACAGCACCCCAGGGGGCUUGCGCCUGAUUUCGUCCAAUGUGUGCGGGCCCCAUGGGCGUUGCCGGAGCCAGGCUGGCGGCCAGUUCAGCUGCGAGUGCCAGGAGGGCUUCACCGGGACCUACUGCCACGAGAAUAUUAAUGACUGUGAGAGCGGCCCAUGUCAGAAUGGGGGAACGUGUAUUGACAAAGUCAGCUUGUACCAAUGCAUCUGUGCUGAGGGCUGGGAGGGACCUAAUUGCGAGAACAACAUCGACGACUGCAGUACCAACCCUUGUCGCAGCCGUGGCACAUGCCGGGACCUGGUCAACGACUUUUACUGCCAGUGCAGGAAUGGAUGGAAGGGCAAGACUUGUCACUCAAAAGACAGUCAAUGUGACGAGGCUACGUGCAACAAUGGUGGAACAUGCAAUGACGAGGGAGACACUUUCAAAUGCAUGUGUUCAGCCAAUUGGGAGGGAGCUACCUGUAACAUUGCGAAAAACAGCAGCUGUCUGCCCAGUCCGUGUGAGAAUGGAGGCACCUGUGUGGUCAGUGGAGAUACUUUUACCUGUGUCUGCAAAGAGGGCUGGGAGGGCCUGACCUGCAAUCAAAAUUCCAAUGACUGCAAUCCCCACCCAUGCUAUAACAGUGGAACUUGUGUGGAUGGAGAUAACUGGUACCGGUGUGAAUGUGCCGCUGGAUUCGCAGGACCAGACUGCAGGAUUAACAUCAACGAGUGCCAGUCAUCACCUUGCGCAAUUGGGUCAACCUGUGUGGAUGAGAUCAACGGCUACCGCUGUCUGUGUCCGCCAGGGAGGAACGGCCCUCGAUGCCAAGAAGUCACUGGGAGACCCUGUGUGGUCAAUGGUCGGGUGGCCGCAGACGGGACCAAAUGGGAGGACGACUGCAAUACCUGCCAGUGCAACAAUGGGAUGGUCUCUUGUACAAAGAUAUGGUGCGGUCCCAAAUUCUGCCGGGUCCACGGUAAAAGCCGUGGCGAGUGUCCAGUCGGUCAGAUGUGUGUGGCUGUCCGGGAAGAGCGCUGUUUUGUCAAGCCCUGCACCAGCCAGGGCGAGUGCUGGUCGGCCUCCCACAGAACCCCGCCUCGCGCCAAAUGCCACUCCGAGAGCAACUGUGCCAACGUCACCUUUACCUUUAACAAGGACACAAUGACACAGGGUGUGACGGUGGAGCAUAUUUGCAAUGAGCUGCGGAGCCUGUACGUGGUGAGGAACCUGUCGUCGGAGUACUCUGUGUCCAUGACCUGCGAGCCAUCAGCCACUGCCAACAACGAGAUUCAUGUAGCCAUUUUGACUGAGGAGUCCAGAAGAGGUAACUCCCCUGUCAAGGAGAUUACAGACACGAUCAUUGACCUGGUCAGCAAGCGAAAUGGCAACAGCACCAUCAUUGCAGCCAUUGCAGAGGUCCGUGUCCAGAGGAGGAAGAGUCACAACCCCAAUGCCGACUACUUGCUCCCAUUGCUGGUGUCUGUAGUGAUUGUCAUAUGGCUCCUGGCUGUGGCCUCAGCACUGCUGUGGUGCCUCAAGCGGCGCCGGAAGCCUAGCACCCACACGGGUGUCAACACUCAGUCGUUGUCCCCGGUGACACCAGCCGAAGACCCCAACAACGCAGUCAAUAACGUGCGUGAGCAGCUUAACCAGAUCAAAAACCCCAUCGAUAAACACGGCCCGACCAAUGGCCUACCCCCGGGCAAAGAGCAUCCCAACCACCUCCACUAUCACUACGAAGACAAGAACUCGCUUGUCAAUGCCAAAAUUAGGACAAAUAACUCUGAUGUGGGGAGCCACCAUUCGGAUGAUGAGGAGUCAGAGAAGAGGCUCCAGAAGGCACGGUUCCCCAGGCAGUCGGCAUAUACGCUAGUGGACCGGGAGGAGCGGAGCCCGCAGCAUGUCAGCACAACCGGCAAACAUCCGAACUGGACUAACAAACAGGACAACAGAGACUUGGAGUCUGCGCAGAGCUUAAACCGAAUGGAAUACAUCGUAUAACGCACAGCCUGGCGACCUUGUCCUGGCCAAUUUCACCCCGUUUUAACUGUUUUUCAAUCUGUUUAUCAUAGUUCAGAUGUGAACUGAGGGGCGCUCUGAAUUUUUUGAUACUGUUGUUGUCAUAUUUUUGAAUCAAAAAGUUGUCAUUUAGCCUUCACGAAAAUUUUAAUUUAUGUUUCGACAAGCUGGCUCACACUGGCAAUAACGGUUGGCUGUGGUUUGGCUGGAUUUCAAAGUUGUUCGCGGUCUUUUGCAAAACUAGCUAACUUUGAUGCACCACUUCUAUUAAAGGAGAUAUCGAUGUAAGUGUAAGAACAUCUCUACGUUGUUCGGUAAGCUGCUGGCAAAGGAUUUACCACCCUUUUUCCUGUAGUCUUACGAAUUGUGUACGAUUAAUAUUUAUGUGAGUUUAGCUUGUAACUGGUUUUGUAUUUGAACGUGCUUCCACAGCACCACACCACAGCAACUAUCUAAAAGAUUAUUAUUUAUUCUUUUUCUUUAGGGGCAGGUUGAGUCUGUCAGCAGUUGCUGCCAAUAUGAAGAAUUUAAGUGUCAAUGUAGAAUGUAUAGAUCUGUAAAUAUUUUUUUAAUUAAUCAUUGUGUAUAUUUGAUUUAUUAACUUAAUAAUCAAGAGCCUUAAAAUAUCAUUCCUUUUUUAUUUAUAUGCAUUUGUUUAGAUUUGAAGGUUUGACAGCUUUGUAAGCUUACAACUUCCUUAUUUUUUGAUGAAAAUAUUGUUUCAAUAUGUUUCAUAAAUGCCAAAAGUGUUCUUGAAAGAAUAGUUUAUUUUUUAACAAUAGGAUGGGCAUUUUUGUGCCUGGAAAAAAAACAUGUUUUGUACAAUGUCUGUUUGAAACCAUUUCUAUGGUAUAUUUGCCAGGACUCUUUUGUAUGUUCUUGUAACUGGGAGGGAAAAACAAAUCAAUAUGGGUAGAAUAUGAUAUUGCUGCUGCAGGGUCAUUUAAAACACAAUGUGGCUGACACAUUGCUUGUCACUGAAAUGAAUUACUUUUAAGGGAACAAAACAUUAUUUUGUAGCUUGAUGUUUGCCUUCACAGUGUAUCAAAAGUGUCAUAAUUGAAAGAAAUUGUACUUUUUAGAGCCUUUGAAAGAAACAAAAUGCACACUUUGAUGUGUUUGUGAUUACUUAGCAUCUUAUUGCAAAUGGUAAUAAAGAACAAUGAGAUACUUGAAUAGAGGGGGUCCAAUAAGAACACUGUAGAACUGUCAUGUGACAUGGCCUUUCUAUAUUGGAGACCAUAAGGCUGUGAUAAAAAACAAAAAAGUUUCAUUUCAAUGACUUGCCCUAUAGGAUUAUGAUGAUGAACAUUUUUGCAUACAUUUCACUUUAGUGUGUUGAGAAUUAAAGUCUUUUGGAGGUUGUCCCUGGCAAUAAGUCUUGUUUUGUUUUGGAAAGUAAUAUUUAUUAAA